AUGCAGUAUCUUCUCAUGAAACCCGCCUUUCUGUUGGCCGUCCUAGCGACCGCCACCCCAGCGCCAACCUGGACCCAGAUCAUCUGGCACGACAUUCAAGCUGCGACCAGCUGCACUGCCUGCGAGACGCUGCUCAAAUCACUUCAACAAGCAUCUCAACUCGGUCCAUCGACCCUCCAGACCAUCCUCACCGAAAUCCUCGACGCCGACUUCUGCACCGGACUCAUAGCUUCCCAAGUCCCCAGCGCAUACUAUGUGCUUCGUCAACUGUCCAUUCCAUCAGACACCGCGCAAACCUUUUGUGCCAGCGUGUUGGAUUUGUGUCCGUAUCCGCCGAUUCCUCCUAUCAACCUGACCUUCCCUCCUCCACCACUAUAUUCCCCUAUCACCACUACCACCAACGAUAAUAACCAAGAUAACAAUAUAACCCUCCGAAUCGCCCACAUCACCGACACCCACGUCGACCUCCAAUACACCCCGGGCACGAGCACCCACUGCCGCAAACCCAUCUGCUGCCGCCAAUACCACGCCUACGAUGCCCCAGGCCGGUCCAAAAACCCAUGCUCAACCUGGGGAAGCCCACACUGCGAUCCCCCACUACGACUACUACACAACAUGCUCUCCACACUACAAUCACAACAACCACACCUAACCCUGUUCACCGGCGAUAUCGUCGCCCACGACAUCUGGAACACAAGCCAGGAAUCAGUACUAGCAAGCUUCAACGAGACCAACUCCGCCCUUCACACCCUACUAAACAACAACAACCCAAUCUACGCGGCCAUCGGAAACCACGACACCCACCCCGUAAACAUCUUCCCAGGGGAUGCAAAUAUCCCAAAAGAACUAGUAAAUGUAGAAUGGACCUACACCGCACUAACCACCGACUGGAGAACACUCCAAAACAACCCUACUUUAAGAACUACUAGAUCCGGCGCAUACGCAACAACAUAUACUACUACCCUCCCACCCACAUCACCCACACAAGAACAAGAACAAGAACCAGAACCAAACCCGAAAAUAAAAAUAGAAAUUAUCUCCUACAACAGCAACCUCUACUACCGUCUCAACCUCCUCCUCUACACGACUCCCAUGCCAGUUGACCCCAUGGCCCAGUUCACGUGGCUGAUCAGCGAGCUCCACACCGCGGAACAACAAGAAGGACUUCAAGUCCUUCUGAUAACGCAUAUCCCUAUCUCGAGUAAAGAUACUUUACCUGCGUAUGCUGAUGCCCUGCGGAGAAUACUGGUUCGGUUUAAGGAUACGAUCGUGGGUGUGUUCUGUGGACAUGGACAUGUUGAUACGUUUGGGGUGUUUUAUCGUUCUUAUUCUUCUGGUAUUAGUAAUGGGAGUGCUGGUAAUGUUAGUAGUGAUAGUGAUAGUGAUAGUCAUGAGAAUCAGGGGCAACGGCACCGGCACCGGCAAAGGAAGAUCACUGUGGAGAACAACAACAACAACAACAACAACGAGGUGACAGUGGAGAAAGGGGAAAGGGAAGAAGUAGUGAUAGGCGUGGAGAUGAUGGCGCCGGCGAUGACGCCUACGUCGGGGUAUUCGGCUUUUAGGGUGUAUGAUGUGCAGUUUAGCUGUGGUGGGUGGAAGGUAUUGGAUUUUGAGGAGUAUGUUGCGAGAUUCCCUCCGUUUAUACAUGGUCUUCAGGGGGAUGGUGAUGAUAGUAUCAAUGGUGAGGUAGAACCGCAAUGGGUCAGGUAUUACUCUGCUAUGGAAGCUUACGGAAAGUAUGUCUAUCCUAAUGGGGCUGGUACCGGUACUAAUGGCAUUGGUGCUGGGGCGGAGGCUGGGGGCGGUGCUGCUGCUGCUGGCAUUGGACCGCACUUCUGGGCGAAGCUGACGGAUGUUAUGGAGACGAAUUGGAAUGUGUUCAACCAGUAUUGGGCGAGACGGACUAGGGGGAUUGUCAGUCUAAAAGGGGGGAUGACGAUGAGGCUAUUCCUACGGAUAUGGGAGUGGAAGAAAGCGCUCUGGCAAGUUGGCUAA
Aspergillus eucalypticola CBS 122712 is the source of this 1998-nucleotide messenger RNA. RefSeq names its product Metallo-dependent phosphatase. The transcript is spliced from 4 exons. Lineage: Eukaryota; Fungi; Ascomycota; Eurotiomycetes; Eurotiales; Aspergillaceae. Gene Ontology annotation, molecular function: hydrolase activity. Bases 1 to 1998 code for a protein of 665 amino acids. The record is from RefSeq and is a predicted model, not a curated record.